CGCGAUCGCCGAUCGCCACGUGGUUUAUCAGCUGAUAUAGAAUUAGAACUAGCGUAGACCUACGAUACGGUGUAUUGGAAUUUUACCAAAAAAUAACGGACAAUUACUUGGACUUUGCUUGCAGAAUUCAAAACCAUACGAAGUUAAUCGAAUUUGCAGAAAUUAUUGGAUUGUUGAUGAUAUCUUCUUACCCGAUGAGCUAAUUGAAAGAUGGACUCAAGGAAAUAAUCCAGGCAGUGGCAGUGUUCAGGCUGAAUCUCGCGCCGCAGUAUUUCGUGCCGCCGGAUUGGAUACUUACGUCACGGUACAUCUGCCGGGUCAGACUGGCGGAGGUUAGCCUCGAGUUUCCGCUGAGCACAUACGUAGCGCACUCGGGCCCAGCGUUCCCGUGUUUACUACUGCAUGUGUGUGCGACAUGAGCUUGAACGGCUCGAGCUCGAGCUCCGUAGAGCCCAACACCACAUCGAGCAGUGCGAGUGCGAGUUUGUCAUCCGGGGGAACUUUGUCAAGUAUGGAGACUAUUCCAACGCAGGAGGUUGCUGAAGGAGAUUUUGAUUUUGUGGAGGAGAAGGUGGUUGUUUGGGGUCGUCUGUAUCCUAUUGGGAAAUGUUUUAAGAGCGUUGAUUUCUUGGAUACAAAGGAAGAAUACCUAUUUGGAAGGGAUCCAUCGUGCGACAUUUGUUACAACAGCCCCGAGAUAAGCAGAAAUCCCUGUUACCAGACACUUAGUAAAACACAUUUUAGGAUAUUUAAGGAAUCAAAUGAUAAUUGCAGUUUCUACUUUAUUGAAGAUAGGAGCUCAAAUGGCACCUUUGUGAAUGGAGAAAAGAUUGGUAAAGGGAAGAAGAGAGUUCUAAACAACAAUGAUGAGAUUGCUCUUUCAUUAUCCAAAAACAAAGCAUAUGUUUUCAUGGAUACAUCGGAUUCUGAUCAAAGUAAUCUUCCUUCAGCACUUAGAGAAAAGUUCAUCAUGUCAAAAGUAUUAGGCAGGGGGGCCUGUGGGCAAGUGAAGCUAGCAUUUGAGAAAGGAACAUGUCGGAAGGUUGCAGUCAAGAUUAUAGAAAAGAAGACAUUCUCAAUAGGAGGGACCAUGGUCCGGAACAUGGAGAAGACAGUGAUGGAAGAAGUCAGGAUACUAAAGAAGCUUCACCACCCAUGUAUUAUAGGUAUAGAAGAUGUUUUCGACACACCAGAAGUCCUGUAUAUUGUACUAGAAUUGGUUGAGGGUGGAGAACUAUUUGACAGAGUUGUGAGCAUUGGGAAGUUUGAUGAAGCUACUGCUAAGUUCUACUUUUAUCAAAUGAUUACGGCUUGCAAGUAUUUACAUGACAAUGGAAUCACACACAGGGAUUUGAAGCCAGAAAACCUGCUCCUCAUGACCGACGACAAGGAAACCGUCCUUAAAGUCACCGACUUUGGUCUCUCCAAGUUUGUCGGAGAGCAAUCCCUGAUGAAGACCCUAUGUGGCACACCUACCUACCUCGCCCCAGAGAUCCUGACCAGUAUGGGUAUGGGUGGCUACACAAAAGCCGUCGAUUGCUGGAGUAUAGGGGUCAUCCUCUACAUCUGCCUUGCAGGGUACCCUCCGUUCUCGGAUGAAAUCAAGGUGAUGACCUUGGAGCAGCAGAUUAAGAGAGGUUACUACAGCUUCCCAACAAAGUACUGGGGAUCAGUAUCAGAGUCAGCAAUCGAUAUGGUCAAGAAACUUUUGACUGUUGAUCCAAAGCGGAGACUGACUACCAAGCAGGCCUUGGCGCACCCAUGGCUUCAGGAUCCAGAGGUCAUUGACAAGGCCGAGAAGGUCAUGUACCCCAACAGGAACGGACAGAUGCUUCCUCCUACUGCUCCGGUUCCUGGAACCAAGAAGCGCCCAAGAGAGUCAGCAAUGAGCACAGACGAUGAGCAUAAUGAUGACUCUGGGUUCGGUAGUACGACCUCUAGGAAGAUGUCAAGGAGUGAUGACAGUGGGGACAGUGCCUUUGACAAGACAGAAGACGUGUCAAAGGUCGUCACGAAAGGAAGUGGAGAUGCAUAACGUCACCGCUUGAUAUGUGUAAUAAGAAUCAUGACAUGCCUUCCUCAUAUGGACAGAUACUCAUUCAGUGCAUGUAUUGGCCAUCAUCAUAGAUUGUGGCAAGUGUAGAAGAUAGAGUGUAUGCUUUAGAUGACUGCAUCCUCUCCUUUGGUCGAACAGCUCCCAUGUUACCUGUUGUAAUAGUGAUGAUCACCACAAAUUUCUUCAUCGCAAUGUUCCAUAACAUAAGUAUGAGUCAUUUCGAUCCAUGUUUUUUAGCGGUAAACUGACCAGCAUAUUUUCCAUUCUGAUUGUCCCAUUAUUGUGUAGAGAAGCCAUUGUUGCAAAGAAAAAGUCAUGAUAUCCGCAUGCAUCGGGGCCAACAGACAUGACAUUAAUGUGUCUUAUAAAUUGGCAUGAAAACAAGCAGCCUUUUCGCCUUGAGUACAGAGAAGUGGGAGACUUUUUAUGGCCAGUUAUUUGUUGAACUCUUGAGGUAUUCCCUUUUUCUUUCAUUGAAAUUGAUUUUAUUUGUAGUAAUCCU
Messenger RNA from Lytechinus variegatus (green sea urchin), 2558 nucleotides. RefSeq names its product serine/threonine-protein kinase Chk2-like. Gene Ontology annotation, molecular function: protein serine/threonine kinase activity; ATP binding; protein binding. Gene Ontology annotation, cellular component: nucleus; cytoplasm. The coding region runs from base 416 to 2035 and encodes 539 amino acids. The transcript is spliced from 13 exons. Gene Ontology annotation, biological process: mitotic DNA damage checkpoint signaling; protein phosphorylation. The record is from RefSeq and is a predicted model, not a curated record. NCBI's taxonomy places the organism in Eukaryota, Metazoa, Echinodermata, Echinoidea, Temnopleuroida, Toxopneustidae.